This is a messenger RNA of Oncorhynchus mykiss (rainbow trout), 6435 nucleotides long. The record is from RefSeq and is a predicted model, not a curated record. NCBI's taxonomy places the organism in Eukaryota, Metazoa, Chordata, Actinopteri, Salmoniformes, Salmonidae.
UUAAAACCAAGUGACGUCAAAUUAUGUUUUGUUGAGGUUUGUUUGUGAAAGACAGAACAGUGGAAGCCCACCUCAAAUGAUCCAGCUAGCUAACUAGGUUAUCUACCAUAAAUGGUUAUCAACCCUAAAUGGUUAUUAGUUAUAUAACAUAACAGUGGAUAUUCUAGCAAAUAGCGCGACAAUUGACGUAGAAUUUAAUCCAGGCCACUUGAAAUCAGAAUCCAGCGAAUGGACCGAGAAGGGAACAACAGCUAGCUAGCCACAUAGCUAACGUAACGGUACCGUAUCAGCGUUACGUCAAGACAGUCAAGGAUAAACGAGAAACGUUGGCUGACUGACUAGCAAGAAAAUAAGCUGAGAGAGAAGGUGCAGGGAGAAUGUGAAGCACUAUGGCCAACUUAGAAACCUACCAGGAGUACCAACGGAUUGAGGACUUUGAGGAGGACUCACCUCACGGGGAAGAGGACCUAUUAGUACAUGUGCCAGAGGGCCUGAGAGACUCAUGGCACCAUAUCAAGAAUCUGGACAACUUUUUCACAAGAAUCUAUCAGUUCCAUCAGAAGAAUGGCUUUGCCUGUAUGAUGUUAUCAGAGUUCUUUGAACUUUUUCAGUUCCUGUUUGUGGUCACAUUCACAACAUUCCUGUUCAACUGUGUGGAGUAUGAUAUCCUGUUUGCCAAUCGGGCAGUGAACCAUACAGGACCUGGCCAGAACCCCCUGGACAGAAACAAGGUCACUCUGCCUGAUGCCAUCCUACCAAGCCAGCAGUGCACUGAGAGGAUCCAGGAGAACAGUUGGAUCAUCUUCCUGCUCAUCAUGGCAGCCAUCUUCUGGGUCUACCGGAUGAUCAAGGUCUUCUGCAACGUCCUCCACUACUGGGAGAUCCGACAGUUCUACAUCAAAGCACUGAAGAUCAGAAUGGGCGAGCUGUGUAACUUCACGUGGCAGGAGGUGCAGGACCGUCUGAUCAGCCUGCAGCGGGAGCAGCAGAUGUGCAUCCACAAGAAGGAGCUAACUGAGCUGGACAUCUACCACCGCAUCCUGCGCUUCAAGAACUACAUGGUAGCCAUGGUCAACAAGUCCCUGUUACCUGUACAGUUACAGCUCCCCCUGUUGGGCAAUCUGGUGUUCCUCACCCAGGGCCUCAAGUACAACUUUGAGCUGAUUCUCUUCUGGGGUCCGGGGUCGCUUUUCCAAAACAAAUGGAACCUGCACCCCAAGUACAAACGUGCAGGCAACCGUCUGGAGCUGGCCCAGCAGCUGAGCCGGGUCAUUCUUCUGAUGGGCGUGGCCAACCUGCUCCUCUGCCCCUUCAUCCUGGUGUGGCAGGUGCUCUACGCCUUCUUCAGCUACACCGAGGUCAUCAGGAGGGAGCCGGGGAGUCUGGGAGCACGCCGCUGGUCCCUGUACGGCCGCCUCUACCUGCGCCACUUCAACGAGCUGGACCACGAGCUGCACGGCAGACUGGGUCGCGGCUACAAGCCCACCUCCAAGUACAUGAACUCGUUCACCUCACCGCUGCUGACCGUGCUGGCCAAGAACGUGGCGUUUUUCUCGGGCUCGGUGCUGGCCGUGCUCAUCGCGCUGACCGUGUACGACGAGGAUGUUUUGACCGUGCAGCAUAUCCUGACCGCCAUCACCGUGCUGGGAGUGGUCAUCACCAUCACCAGGUCGUUCAUCCCAGACGAACACAUGGUGUGGUGCCCGGAGCAGCUGCUGCAGUGUGUGCUGGCUCACAUCCACUACAUGCCAGACCACUGGAGGGAUAACGCCAACAAGAGUGAGACCCGGGACGAGGUGGCACAGCUGUUUCAGUACAAAGCGGUGUUCAUCCUGGAGGAGCUGCUGAGCCCCAUCGUCACGCCCUUCAUCCUCAUCUUCCUCCUGAGGAACAAGUCCCUGGAGAUCAUCGACUUCUUCAGGAACUUCACCGUGGAGGUGGUCGGAGUUGGCGACAUCUGCUCCUUCGCACAGAUGGACAUCCGUCGCCACGGAAACCCACUGUGGAUGUCAGAGGGCCAGACAGAGGCAUCUGUGUACCAGCAGGCUGAGAACGGCAAGACUGAGCUGUCCCUGAUGCACUUCACCAUAAAGAACCCCCACUGGCAACCCCCACAGGAGAGCUCAGUGUUCAUCAGCCAUCUAAAGGAGAAGGUGCACCAGGAUGCUCAGGGAGGACCCUCCACCCAGCUGCUGCUCUCUGAGGCCCCGCUCUGCUCCUCACUGCUCUCCAACGAGUCCGGCAACGCACCUGACAACCUAUUGGCCAGUGUCCUGGCCCACCCUAUUCUGACCGCGUCAGGCCUACCCGGCCGAGACCGCCGCUUCGUCCCUCCCAGCACGGCUGCCUCAGCCGCCGCCAGCGUCCUGGCCUCGCUGUCCAUCUCCCACUCCCAGCUCCCCCACGCCAGCCGAUCCCACUCGCAUGUUCUCCUGCCCUCCACCCACCCCGACAGCACCAUGUACUGCAGUGACCGCACUGUCAUUGACAGCAUGUCAGCCAGUGACUCUCGGAUCAGGAGCACAACAAUGCUUUCAGAGUUUGCCUUGGCCGAGAUGAGUCUCCAUGCUAUUUACAUGCAUGAGGUCCACCAACAGAACUCGCUCCCCCACCAGAGGACAUCAGGCCAGUGGCAGAACCCAAUGCCAAUGAGAGAUCUAAUCAGCAACACGGGUUCGCAGACGCACAGCGGCCACACAGCAGUCCACCUGUCUAGCAUGCCCACCCCGCUGCGUCUGGGAGGCUGGACGGAGGAAGAGGAGGAGGAUGCAGAGGAAGAGGAAGUCCUCAACAGGGGAUCGACUCCUAAACAGGACUCCAGGAGUAGUUGUUAAAGUGCCUUAAAUAAAGGGUGUUUCCACUCCUUUCUCGAUGAACAUUGUGGCCUUAGAUGAUCUUGUUGGCGAGUAUUAUGACAUCACGUAACACAACAUGGCAGUUGGGAGAGCUCAUUGGAUAACCAUUGUCUCAGCCUCCAACCCACUACCAUGCCUCUCCUAUCACAUCAGGAGUUGUUGUGGCAUCAGGGAAACUGACCUGUCUUCCAUCCCUCUCACCAUGUCAUCAUUUUGUUAUAAAAUGUAUAAAUGUUGCUCAUAGAGGACUGGAGUCUGUUUGUGUGAGUGUGAAAGAGCAUUGUGUGUGUGUGUGUGUGUGUGUUUAGAACUCGGGGAAAGGGUGGCAUGCACAGCCAGGAGACUUGCAGGGCAGGCUUGAGCAUGGAACAUAGCAACACCUGUCACACUUUUGUUGCGUUUCUUCAUGUGUUUAUUUUUUUUAAAAUGUUUUAUUUGCGCAUCUGGGAGUUUUACAAUGUGGGUCCGGGUUCACUUUCUCAUGGAGGAAAUGAUGUCUGGUGCUGAAGAGAGUACGGAGUGAAGGUCUGUCAUACUAGCUGCCUGACCAUUUUCACUAUAUGAGGAAAGUUGAGGGCAAAAUUAUACAUUGGCGUAUUUGGCCAUUACUUAUUAUUGCUUGACAUUUGUAAAUACACUUUAGCGUCUUAUGUUCUGUCAGUUUUAAUGAUUGGGAAAGAUGCCAAGUAAUGCGGUGACCUGAAGUAGGCUGCAACUAUACUACUUAGGUCACCAAUAGGACCCCACAAGAAAAUCUGACAAAAGCCUACAGAUGGACUAGAUUCAUUAACCACAUUUCUAAACUGGACAUAAUGUCAUUAAAAGCUGCUGUCUAUGACUUUAAUGGGCCUAAUACCAUGUUUUCGUCAGUAUUAAGUUAUUUAUCUUUUUAAAGUCCUUGGUGACCCUAAAACAUUAUUUAACAGGUAAUAACUUGAUUAUUCUGUAUCAAAGGUUCACCAAUCUUCUGUCUCCACUGGCAACAGAGGUGUAUUACUUGAGAAACGCACGAAGAUCAAGAUGACAUAUUUGCCCAGGCAGUAACUACUUUGUUGUGGGUAGCUAUGAGAAUAGGCAGAGAUGCAUAUCAUGUACAGUAAAUCAUUAAGUGUUGUUGAUUUUGCAUGUACUGCUCAACAUGUUGUUCACGGAACACUUCCCCCAAUAUCCACACGAGAAGUCGACUUUUUAGUAUAAGGGCUGUUCUUAACAUUGUCAUUACAGCUGUUGGAGUUUGUGGUUUUACUUUAUUUGUAAGUUAAUCCUAUGUCAGUAUUUUACUUUUCCUCAGAGAACAGCCUAAGAUGUCAUUUUAAAUAAGAUAAUUCUCCCUUUGUCGUCCCGAAUAUUUAAACUGUCCAGAUUUCUGAGAUAUGCCCUAUAAUUAAUUAUUUAAUUAAUUACAAUAUGAGUAAAAUAGUAAUUAUGUUAAGAAGCAGCUUUUCUGUGUUGGAGUGGUAUGGGUGUACCCCAACAACAGAAUGUUUUGGGUGUAUACCGGUCAUGCAAAUAGACAGCUGAUUGGCCAGCUCAGCCAAUGAGCCAACAUAAUAUCGUAUUAUAUGACAAAAUUGCAAACAUUUUUUAAUGGUCUGUUUGAGAUGUGGGUUUUUUGAAGUCCUUUUUUCACUCUUCAAUUUAUAUUUUGUCCACAAAUACAAGUAUAGUACGAGUCAACAACAUUAUUUGAGUAUGAGUAUGAGUCAACUUUUAAAAAGUGAGAUUUUCACUGGACAGUUACUUUAAGUUAUGAAUAUCUUUAGUAUUUCAUAUUUAAUUUAGCAUUUAUUGGUUUCCUUAAGAAUUAAUCUUUAUAGUAAAUACAUUCAUACCAAAUAUGAUUGGGAUCUAAUUUUAAUAAUAUAUAUUUUUUUAAUUCUUAAAUUUGCCCCAUGUAAAACGCAUGUAUUUUCCUGGAUGUAAUUCUCAUGCAACAUUGAACAACACUGAUUUUCUGAUUUUUUUGUUGUUGUUGUUUUUGUCUUUGACACAUUUGUGGAUAUGCAGCCUCGAAAUUAAACAAUCCUUCAUGUGUGCUUUAGCACCACUUAGUGGUUUCAUCAGUACAGUACAACUCAAAGGAAAGCAAACAUGUUUGUGUGUAAAUGCUGAAUGUAACCCACCCAUCACCCCUAGAAAUGUAUCCUUGUUACUGUAGCCAGAACUGCUUAUUGAAACAUUACACAAAAGCUCUGUCGCUGCUAUCCAUGCCCGGCUGAUCCACUAACCUAGAGCACAUCUAUAUGUAUAUCUCUGUAUCCACCACUACUGUAAGACUUUAGAGAGCACGGGUGUUUGACGACUCUUUUCUUCAUUUUGUUUUCUAUAUGUGUGUUUCGAAGGGGUGUGCGUGUAGUCAUCAGUCUAACUAUGCUAAGCUAACAUUGACUCAAACGUUUUGCACUGACUGAAAAUAAAAUGUCUAUUGAUCGAUACCUGCAUUACACUACAUUUUAGAUGGGUCCUGUGGAGCCGGGGUCUCAAAGGGAUAGUGAGUGGAACUCCCAUCCUCAGUGGCCUCUCUCGCAGUAUGUAUAAUGUGCAUAUAGCAUCACCAUGCGUAGUAUUGUUAUCGUCCACACUGUGGGCCUAUCGCGUACCUGGUUGUUGUUACCUCUGGUCAGUAAAAGUUCAGCCAGUAGGGGAAAUGUCUAAAUGUUUUCAGUAACAUUUUAGGCUUAGUCAGUUGCUACAAUUGGUAUGGCUGUUGGUGUUCCAUUUGUCAUUACUGAUGUAUUGCGUUUUAGUUGUGGAGACAUGAUAAGACAUGUGUCUUGCCAGUUUCCAUAGCUAGAUUUCACUGCCUCACUUCUCUUUGCUUAUUAUGUAGCUUUAUUUUGAGCAGUGCCUUAGGGUUGGCGUUAGUUCCUUAUUAGAAACCAUUGUAUGUAAACCAUCAGAUCUAAUUUGACUUUGUAUUUUAGCAGCACGUGAUGUACAGUAUUUAUUUUGGCAGGUUGGUCAUGUUUUGGCAUCGAAUAUACAGUGGGAAUUGUAUUCUAAUAUUGUGGAUGAGGCUUGUGUAACAUGAACUACACCAGACUGCUAUUUGACAUCAAAGUAGUCAAAUCACCUUCACUUGAUAAGAGAAUGAAUCUGAUCAACGUUUUUGUUUUUGCACUGUCUGCCUUCCCGAUCCAAAAGAAGCUGUUGAUGAGGGGAGUGUUUUAUACCCUUUUCAAUGAAGUUGAAUGAUUUGUUUUAUCACAUCCUUGAGUCUCCCCACUCAAUAUCAUUGCUUCUUAUCCACUACAAACCAGUAAAAAAUAUAUAUAUAUAUAUAUAUAUAUAUAUUUUGACUGGUACAAGGUGCUACGUUUUCGUAUUCUAGUGUUGAAUAGUUUGAGGCAUCUUGUUUUCUUUGUUACUUAGGUUUUUUGUUUGUUUUGUUUAAAUUAAGGAACACUAGCUGAGAAGAAACCAUGCCAAAAUGACCUGUUUUCAACACAGCUUUAUCAUACAUAUUUUGUUUGUUUUCUGUAACUGAAUAGAGGCGAAGGAAUUCUUAUUUCGUGUGUAUUUAAUCAUUGAAGUGUGUUCCAAGAUGUAAUGUACUUUGAAAUAAAAAAAAUGUAAUAUA